Molecule: messenger RNA, 407 nt
Organism: Nematostella vectensis (starlet sea anemone)
Lineage: Eukaryota; Metazoa; Cnidaria; Anthozoa; Actiniaria; Edwardsiidae
Product: late histone H2B.L4
Exons: 1
Coding region: 16-384 (122 amino acids)
Cellular component (GO): nucleosome
Molecular function (GO): protein heterodimerization activity; DNA binding; structural constituent of chromatin
Source: RefSeq, a predicted model, not a curated record
CAAAACUUGUUCAAAAUGCCUCCGAAAGCAGCAGUAGCAGCAGCGAAAGUAGUGAAGAAACCCGGUAAAAAGCAGGGCGAAAAGAAGAAGAAGAACAGAAAGAGAAAGGAAAGCUAUGCUAUCUACAUCUACAAGGUGCUGAAGCAAGUUCACCCCGACACCGGUAUCUCGAGCAAGGCCAUGGGCAUCAUGAACUCGUUCGUGAACGACAUCUUCGAGCGCAUCGCUGGUGAAGCUUCCCGCCUGGCGCACUACAACAAGAGGUCGACCAUUUCCUCCAGGGAAGUCCAGACGGCUGUUCGUCUGCUUCUCCCCGGUGAGCUGGCCAAGCACGCCGUGAGCGAGGGGACCAAGGCCGUCACCAAGUACACCAGCAGCAAGUAAACGGCGCAACCCCUGCAACGACA